AUGUGUGAAAGUGUGGAACUAAUUAUUCAUCAUGGUGGAAAUUUUAUGCAAAACCCUAUGCUUACAUAUGUGAAUGGUGAGACUGAAGUAGUGCACUUGGACCCUGACUUAAUAUGUUAUCCCCACCUAGUUAAGUAUAUAAAAGACCAAAGAUAUGGGAAAAUAUCCUCACUGACUUAUAAGUUGACCACAGAACCAUUUACGGCUUUAAAAGUACUUCAUAAUGAUGCUACUAGUCUCCACUUAGCUCAGAUUGCAAGUGAAAAUAAAAGGUGUGAGAUUUAUGUAGAACAUGGGAUAGAUGAGCCUGAGGUGGGUGCUUUAUCUUUACCUGGGCCUGAAAGGGGUAGUGUAGAUCAAGCUAGGGAUGAGGGGAAUGAAGUAGAGGCUAACAUAGGGGGUGAGGAAGCAGAACUAGAAGCAGAACUAGAAGCAGAACUAGAAGCUGAUUUUAGGGGUGAGGAGGAAGAACUAGGGGUUGAUUAUGGAGGUGAGGAGGCAGAACCAGGGGAUGAUUUUGGAGGUGAGGAGGCAGAACCAGGGGAUGAUUUUGGAGGUGAGGAGGCAAAAGCAUAUUCUGGACUAGGGAGUGAUUAUUACAGUGAGCAGGAUACUGAUUUAAGCAUUGGAAGUGAGCACAUUACUAGUGGCAGUGAGCACUUAACAAGUGACAGUGAGCACAUAGAAAGGAAAAGGGUGCUGAAGAGAAAAACAAAAGGUAGAGUAGAUGAUGUACUAAUACCACCUUAUGUGCUACCAGAUGAAAAUCCCUUAGGAGAUGAUGCAGAUUCAGUGUAUUAUGAUUCACAAGAUCCUCCAACAGUUGAAGCAGAUUUGGAGAAUGAGGAUGGGGUUGAGGUGCAAUCAAAGUACAACGAUAAACACCCUAAGUACAACCCUAAAUCAGAUCCACCUUUUAUUGAAUUAGGUAUGGUGGGAAGAAAGAAGACAAUUGCUGGUAGAUGGAGUGGGAAUUAUGGGCCAUUUGUGAUGAAGAAAUUGAAUGAGAACAUACUUGGAAGUGCAGAGUGGGAAGUUGUUUAUAAUGGAGCUGAUGGAUAUGAAGUCAAAAAAGGAAGAUUUCAAUUCAAGGUGAAUUUAGAGAUGAGGACUUGUUCUUGUAGAUUAUGGCAGUUGACAGGGUUGCCAUGCUCUCAUUCCAUUUGUGUUAUAUUUCACAAGGGCCAUCAACCAGAUGAGUACAUUCAUGAGUGGUAUAGUAAGGAUAAGUACUUGAAGACCUACGAGCAUGUCAUAGAGCCAAUCAAUGGAGAAAUGUUUUGGCCAAAAACUGAAGGAGAUGAGAUCCAUGCUCCAGUCCCAAGGAAGAUGACUGGAAGGCCAAAGAAAAAAAGAAAGCUUCAAGAUGAUGAAAAGAACAAAGACAAGAACAAAUUGAGUACAGAGGUUAGAAAGCUGUCAAGGAAAGGAAGAGUAAUGACCUGUCAACUGUGCAAGGAGAAAGGGCACAACAAAAUAUUUUGUCCAACUUUGUCAAGCCAAGUAGGAGCAUCUAGGCCUGCUACUGUUAGAGCCAGAGGAGCUGAAGAAAACAUUGUUGGAACUCAAGAAAGCACUCUUGAAGAUGCUAGCAGAUUGAAUAAUUAG
Molecule: messenger RNA, 1608 nt
Organism: Ipomoea triloba (trilobed morning glory)
Lineage: Eukaryota; Viridiplantae; Streptophyta; Magnoliopsida; Solanales; Convolvulaceae
Exons: 2
Coding region: 1-1608 (535 amino acids)
Molecular function (GO): zinc ion binding
Source: RefSeq, a predicted model, not a curated record